Fusarium venenatum is the source of this 981-nucleotide messenger RNA. RefSeq names its product Intradiol ring-cleavage dioxygenase. The record is from RefSeq and is a predicted model, not a curated record. Gene Ontology annotation, biological process: catechol-containing compound metabolic process. NCBI's taxonomy places the organism in Eukaryota, Fungi, Ascomycota, Sordariomycetes, Hypocreales, Nectriaceae. Gene Ontology annotation, molecular function: ferric iron binding; catechol 1,2-dioxygenase activity.
AUGGCCGCUCCCGUCAGCUUGAAAGAUCUCACGAUCGAUAACAUCACCGAGAAUGUCCACGCCAUCAAUUCACAGUGCAGCAGCUUGCGAUUAAAGUAUAUACUGGAACGAGUUGUUACUCAUCUUCAUGACUUGGCGAGAGAAACGAGACUCACUACGGAUGAGUGGAUGACGGCCAUUCAGUUUUUGACACAAGUUGGUCAGAUCUCAUCUGAUGUUAGACAGGAAUUUAUCUUAUUGUCCGACAUUCUCGGCCUUUCUCUUCUAGUCGACUCCAUCGACCACCCAAAGCCUGAAGGCAGCACCGAAGGAACUGUCUUAGGGCCUUUCCACACCCACGAGGCCGAACACGUCGGAGAGGGCAGUCUCAUCUCGCACGACCCAGAUGGCGAACCCCUUCUUGUUUUGUGCACCUUGAAGGAUAUCAACGAGGCACCAAUCGACAAGGCUAGCAUUGAUGUGUGGGAGACCGACUCCAAAGGCUUCUACGAUGUACAGCACGCAGACAGAAACGGCCCCGAUGGCCGAGCUGUACUGAAUAGUGACAAUGAGGGUAAAUUUUGGUUUAAGGCCAUCGUUCCUGUACCGUAUCCUAUCCCGCACGAUGGACCGGUGGGAAAGUUGCUUAAAGUCUUGGGACGUCAUCCGUACCGACCAAGCCAUAUGCACUUUAUGUUCAAAAAAGACGGAUAUGAUCCUCUGAUCACUGCACUUUACCUCAAAGAUGACCCUUACGAGUCCACCGACGCAGUCUUUGGCGUCAAGGAUUCCCUCAUCGUUCCCAUCCAAAAAGUUACAGAUGAGGAGAUGGCAAAGAAAUACGAUGUCAAAGUAGGCUCUGCUUUGAUGACUUAUGACUUUGUCUUGGUAACGGAUACGGCUGCUGCUAAGUUGCGAAGGAAGAAGGCUGAAGAAGCAAUGGCUGGACUGGGCCGCAACUUCAAGUUCAUUGAUGAUCUUCCAGUGCCUGAUGUAGACUAG